AUGUCAAUGGUUGUAGGCCAAGAGUCAAUACUACUAUGGGCUCAAUUGAGAACCAGAGGAUAUGGGAAUGUCAAGGUACAAGACUUCUCAGAUAGUUGGAGUGAUGGACUGGCAUUCUGUGCACUUAUACACUCCUAUGAAGGAGACAAGCUGUUUAAGUUUGAUGAACUCAAGACAAUGGGCAAGAGGGAGUGUCUACAGCUUGCAUUGAACACAGCAACCAAGAUAGGUAUACCCGAUCUCUUGGACCCAGAGUUCAUGAUGAUCCCAGGUGGCAUGGAUAGGAGAUUGAUCACAACAUAUCUCUCAUUGUUAUACAAUCAUUAUAAGAAGGCAUACCCUGUGGCUGGUGACACGUCCACAUCAAAGAAGGGUAGCAAUCUUAGCAUUCAUGAUAUCAAUAGUGAGCAGCUGACCAAGCUACUCAUGAGAGAGCGUGAGAAGCGCAAGCAGGCAAGUGCCGCACAGGUCAAACCAAACAUUGACCCGGUCCUCGCGGCAAAGCGUGCCGAAGAAGAGAAGCAACGUACUGAGCGACGCAAGAGGAUUGAGGAGGAGGCCCGCCAGCGUCGCGAAGAAGAGGAGCUUCGCAAGAGACAGAGCUUGGAGGAGCUCAAGCAGCAACAAGGCAUAGACACCGUGGAGAAGACAACAUCGGCCAACGACCUGAAGAAGAGGAUCAGAGAGAUGGAGGUCAUCGAAAAGCUGCGCCAGAAGGAGGACGAGGAGCGACGCUCGAGGAAGAGUCUGGAGCGACCGGACAAGCGCACAUCUCAAUCAAUCACACCGGAGCAACUGCAGCAGCAGAUGAAGGAGUGGGCCGAGGAGGAGGCGUCCGAGGAGCGCAAGAAGAAGAAAGCCGAAGAAGAGCGACAACGCGAGAUCAAACUGCUGGCCACCAUGACCGAGAAGGAGAAGAAGCGCUACAUGCUCGAGAUUGAACAGAGGAGGAUCGAGACCAGACGAUUGGAGCGUGAGAGGACUAAGCAGAUGCGUGAAGAGCUCGUCAAAUCCGAGGAGGACAAAGAAAUUGAAGAGCGCAGGAAGGAGCGAGAGAGAGAGAAGGAGAGAAGGACCCAGGAACGCGAAGCCAGAGAGAAGCAAGAGCGUGAUGAGCGCGAGAGGGAGGCUGAACAGGCCGCCCAGAAGGAACGUGAGAAGCGCGCGCUCAGAGAGAAGGAGAGAGAGCAGAAGGAGCGACUGGAGAGACAACAACGCGAGAAGGACUCACUGGAGAAGGCCGCCCGUCAAGAGCAACGUGAGCGUGAGCUGUUGGACAAACGUAUACAACAAGAGAGGAUGGAGAAGGAAGCAAGACGUCUGGAGCGACAGAAGAAGGAACAGGAAGAGAUUGAGGACCAAGAGUUGUGGGAGCGUGAGCGCGAAGAAAGAGAACGCGAAGAGGAGCAACAAAGAAUGGCCGUCGUCGAGAAGUUCCUUGAUCCACGCGAGUACAAGAAGGUCCAGGAGCGAGUCAAGGAGCUGCGCGAUAAAGACGAUACAGACUUUGAGGAGCAAAAGGAAAGAGAGCGCGAACAGAGACGCAAGGAAAAAGAGCGCAGAGACCGCGAGGAAAAGGAGAGAGAGGACCGCGAGCGUGAGGAGAGAGACCGCGAGAGAGAGAACAGAAGAAAAGAACGCGAGCGCCGCGAGAAGGAGGCAAAGGAUCGCGAGGAAAAGGAAAGACUGGACCGCGAGAAGGAGAGAGAGAACAGAAAGAAGGAGCGAGAGAUGAAGGAAAAGGAACAGAGAGAGCGCGAGCAAAAGGAACGCGAAGAGAAGGAGCGUGAGCGUGAUGAGCUGAACAAGAAGAAUGAGGCCAGGAGGAAGCAAAAGGAGAAGGAGGACCAGGAGAAGGACCGCGUGGAGCUGGAGAAACUCAAGAAAGAGAAGGUGGCCAAGGAGAAGGAGCGCGAUGAAAAGGUGCGCGAGUCUGCCAAGGUGCUGGACGACUAUGAGAUCGCCAAGCUGAAGCGCGAAGAGGAGCGACGUCUCAAGCGUGAGCAAAUCGAACGCGAGAUAGAGGAGGAGAAGAAGAGGAUGGAGGCCGAGAAGGAGGCCCGCAGACAACUUCGUAACGAGCGACGUGGAAUCGAAAUAUCGAGCUCAUCAUCGUCUGAGAACCUAAAGACACCAGUCAUCAGCAGCCCCGUGUUGCCAGCCACGCCAGAGAAGGCACCCUCCACCAAGGAGGAGUACUUUGAACAGAAGCGACGUGAGCGUGAGGCCAAGAAGAAGGAGCUGGAAGAAGAGGAGCGCAGGAUUGAGGAAGAAAGAAAGCGCAGGAUUGAGGAAAGGCGUCUGGAGCGCGAGCGCAAAGAUCGAGAAUUGGCUGAGGAGCAGAAGCGACUGGAAUUAGAGCGUGAGGAAAGGCGCAAGAAGCGUCUGGGCUAA
Messenger RNA from Acytostelium subglobosum LB1, 2394 nucleotides. RefSeq lists its product as hypothetical. Lineage: Eukaryota; Evosea; Eumycetozoa; Acytosteliales; Acytosteliaceae. The coding region runs from base 1 to 2394 and encodes 797 amino acids. The record is from RefSeq and is a predicted model, not a curated record. Gene Ontology annotation, molecular function: protein binding. The transcript has 3 exons.